Vicia villosa (hairy vetch) is the source of this 1068-nucleotide messenger RNA. RefSeq lists its product as uncharacterized. Gene Ontology annotation, molecular function: nucleic acid binding; zinc ion binding. The transcript has a single exon. The record is from RefSeq and is a predicted model, not a curated record. Bases 1 to 1068 code for a protein of 355 amino acids. Lineage: Eukaryota; Viridiplantae; Streptophyta; Magnoliopsida; Fabales; Fabaceae.
AUGGCUGAACAACGCAAUGGUCCCGGAAGGCCCAGGACGAGGAAUGUGGAGACUGAGCCUGAAACCAAGAAUGCGGGUGUGCCUUGGGUGCAGAUAAUGCAGCAGGUGCAACAACAUAAUCAGAUGAUGAUGCAAAUGAUGCAAGGCAUGCAAGGGAAACAACCAACCGCUCCUGCUUCUACUCCUCAGGUUGCAGCAGGGCCUGACUUUCGUGCCUUCUUUCGGAUGGAUCCGCCAGAGUUCUUGGGUGGCUUAGAUCCUGUGAUUGCGCAUGAUUGGCUAUAUGCUAUGGAGAUGAUAUUUCAGGCCAUUCAGUGCACAAAAGAAGAGAAGGUGAUCUUUGUGUCUCAGAAAAUGAAGGGACCAGCAGGUAGAUGGUGGAAUACGGAGUCUACGUAUUUCACUAACCGGGGGAUUCCAAAGGAUUGGCAACAUUUCAAGACAGCUUUCUUGGAGAAGUACUACCCCAACAGUGUGCGUGCUUUGAAGGAGCGCGAGUUUCAGUCCUUCAAACAAGGCAACAUGUCGGUAUCUGAAUAUGCUGAGAAGUUUGAGGACAUGGCUGCCUAUUCCAGACAAGCAGCUUAUGCACCAGAUGAGUUGUGGAAGAUUGAUCAGUUCCUCAUGGGGCUGAAUGCUGAUAUUGUGCGUAGUGUGUCUCAAAUGGAGUUUACCACCUAUGCUGAGUGUUUGAGGAAAUGCUAUGUUGCUGAGAACACAUUGAAGAGAGUCCAAGAUGAAAGAGAACAGAAUAAGCCGGUUCGUAGGGAACAAGGAAGGUCGGGGCAGCAUCUGAAAACUCGCAAUUUCCCGCCUAUGAAGAAACAAGUUCAUGGUGAUCAUUCUACUCAACCUCCUUGGUGUGGCAAGUGUAACAGGAAGCAUUAUGGAGAUUGUAAGACAGCCUCGGUGAAAUGCUACAAGUGUCAAGAGUUCGGUCAUUUUAGGAAGGAUUGUCCUGUGCGAGAUGCUCCCGAAAGGACUCCAGGUCGUGUUUACACCUUGGACGCUAGGAAGGCCCAAGGAAACACUAACCUUGUUGCCGGUACGUGUUAUGUUAAUGAUUAG